Molecule: messenger RNA, 647 nt
Organism: Staurois parvus
Lineage: Eukaryota; Metazoa; Chordata; Amphibia; Anura; Ranidae
Source: the annotation of a GenBank genome assembly
AUGGGGUAUGGGGGUGAUCAGGAUGCUGGUAUGGGGUAUGGCUGUUAUCAGGAUGCUGGUAUAGGGUAUGGCGGUGAUCAAAAUGUUGGUAUAGGGUAUGACAGUGAUCAGAAUGCUGGUAUGGGGUAUGGCGGUGAUCAGGGCACUGGUAUGGUGUAUGUCAGUGAUCAGGAUGCUGGUAUGGGGUAUGGCGGUGAGCAGAGUGCUGGUAUGGGGUAUGGCGGUGAGCAGGGUGCUGGUAUGGGGUAUGACAGUGAUCAAAAUGCUGGUAUGGGGUAUGGCGGUGAUCAGGGCACUGGUAUGGUGUAUGGCAGUGAUCAGGAUGCUGGUAUGGGGUAUGGCGGGGAGCAGAGUGCUGGUAUGGGGUAUGGUGGUGAUCAGGAUGCUGGUAUGGGGUAUGGCGUGAUCAGGAUGCUGGUAUGGGGUAUGGCGGUGAGCAGGGUGCUGCUAUGGUGUAUGGCGGUGAUCAGGAUGCUGGUAUGGGGUAUGACAGUGAGCAGGGUGCUGGUAUGGGGUAUGACGUGAUCAGGGUGCUGGUAUAGGGUAUGGCAGUGAUCAGGGUGCUGGUAUGGUGUAUGGAGGUGAUCAGGGUGCUGGUAUUGCAUAUGGCAAUCAUCAGGACACUGGUAUGUUGGUAUUCAGGACAU